AUUUUUGUGGCUUGUUUUGCUUUCACUCUUCCUUUUUCUUCUUCAUCCUUCAGUUUGCUAAUCUCAUUGUCUGAGAGAGAGAGAAGGUUUGCCGAAAAAAAGAAGCAACGUUCGCAUUGCAACAAAAAUAUCCUCCGCCAACAAGCAACCCGACUCUGCAGCAGCAGCGACACCCGCAACCACUACCACCAGCACUACCAGCACCAGCAGUAGUAGUAGUAGUAGCAAAAGCACCGCGUCCUUGCCUCUCGUUCAAACAGCCGCCAUCAUCAUCCUGAUCCUCGCUGUUCUACUUGGCAUUGCGCGACCAUCAUCCAUCUUGCCUCAGUCAUCAAACACGGCCAGCUCCUCCUCCUCUCAACUUCCAGCAAUAGAGCCACCAAGCAUGUCUGCUGCUCUUUCCACUCCUAUCAAGUUCCUCUCGCGCCGCGUCGUCAAGAGCAUCCUCGGCGUUGAGCAAGGCGAAGGCGUUGGCGCGCGCGUGCGUCGCUCGAUUGGCCGCCCCGAGCUCGGCCGCCUCGAUCCGUUCCUCAUGCUGGACUACUUUACGGGCGUUCCUCCAGCAGGCUUCCCAGACCAUCCCCACCGCGGCUUUGAGACCGUCUCGUAUCUGCUCGAAGGCAAGUUCGCACACGAGGAUUUCGCCGGCCACAAGGGCGUCCUGAACGCUGGCGACUUGCAGUGGAUGACGGCUGGUCGAGGCAUUGUCCACAGUGAAGUGCCGCUGACCAAGUCUGUGGGCUUGCAACUGUGGGUCAACCUGGCUCGCAAAGACAAGAUGAUUGAGCCAAACUACCAAGAGCUCCUCAAAAAGGACAUUCCGGUCGCCACCAAGGACGGCGUGACGGUGACUGUCAUUGCGGGCUCGUCCAUGGACAUUGACAGCGCCGUGUAUACGCGCACACCGACCAUGUACCUCGACUUUAAGCUUGAUCCCAACUCGUCCUUCAACCAAGCCAUUCCAAAAGGCUGGAAUGGCUUUGCCUUCACCAUCUCGGGCAAGGCGUACUUUGGCCCCGCCGAUAGUGCUGGUGAGGAGAAGCCCUUCCACACGGUAUUGCUCGACAACGACGAGUCGGCAGACGGAGUCACCUUCUCAACGAAAGACGAGCCGGCCCAUUUUGUUCUCAUUGCAGGCAAGCCACUCAACGAGCCCAUCGUGCAGCACGGCCCAUUCGUGAUGAACACGCGCGAGGAAAUCAUGCAAACCAUCCGAGACUAUCAAGAGCGCAAGAACGGGUUUGAGCGCGCUGCCGGCUGGUACUCUGAGGCCGGCCGCACUCAAUACGGCCUCGGCGAAGAUGACUACUGAAACUCUUUUUUUCGCUUUCUCGUUGAACAGCUCGUUGUACCGCUUUUGUUUGUCUGAUUAAAAUUCAUAUUCGUAUCAAAGA
Messenger RNA from Capsaspora owczarzaki ATCC 30864, 1394 nucleotides. RefSeq names its product pirin-like protein. The record is from RefSeq and is a predicted model, not a curated record. Bases 386 to 1312 code for a protein of 308 amino acids. Lineage: Eukaryota; Filasterea; Ministeriida; Capsasporidae. The transcript has 5 exons.